Molecule: messenger RNA, 1523 nt
Organism: Nicotiana tabacum (common tobacco)
Lineage: Eukaryota; Viridiplantae; Streptophyta; Magnoliopsida; Solanales; Solanaceae
Product: peroxisome biogenesis protein 16-like
Biological process (GO): peroxisome organization
Cellular component (GO): peroxisomal membrane
Source: RefSeq, a predicted model, not a curated record
UAUAUUCUCGUGGCAUUUUCCCCUUAUUAGGAAUCUGCUCGCGAUCCCCAGUUAUUGUCUUGACUCUUGCUCUCCCAUUUUAUUUUACUAUUAAUAAGUUUCAAUUAGUGAUCUUUCCCAUAUGCUUGUUGGAUCAUAAAAACGCUUUAGCCCACCAACAUGAAUAUAUUAAUCAUUUAAUCUUCUUCAAAUCAUAUUUAACUCUGAUCCAGCACCAACCUAAACACACUGCCAUUUCUGAUGAGUGAAAGUGCAUUUAAUGUCAUCUGGGUUUGAUUUGAAAGCUACCUGAAGGGACCGUUGACGUUGGAUUCAGUGUGGCCUUAAGUGAUUGAACCAUUUUUUUUUUGUGGGAAUUCUGGUGUUAUGGAGGCUUAUAAGAGAUGGAUUAGGAGGAAUAAAGAUUUUGUGCGUCAAUUCGAUUCUCUUGUCAAUAAUUUGACAUGGUUCCUCCCAGAUGAGUUUGCUGAAUCAGAAAUCGGGCCAGAAGCAGUAUCAUCCACCGUAGGAAUGAUUACUACCAUGAAUGAAUACAUAAUAGAGACAAGUCCAACCGAUGAGCAUACGAGAUGUGCAGAGUCUUCUUUUGUUCCUUUAUCAUUGUGCCUUACUUUGCUGAAAGACUUGGAGACAACGAUUGAGGUUGUGGCUGAGCAACUCUAUGGUGAAAAGAACAAAUGGAAUUUGAUUGCUGUUACUGAGGCUGUCAAGGCUUGUAUUAGGCUGGUUAUCUUCAGGAAGACUGAGUACAAAAUGCUUUUGCAAGGAGGGGAGACUGAAAUUGCAGAAAAUGAUUCUGAUUCUUUAAGUCCCCAAGAAACGAAGAGGCGGCUUGAUAAGCCUAGACGGAAUGGAGAGUCUGGUAUCUCAAAUGGGCAGAACCCUGGGAAUCUUCAAGGUAGGGCAAUAUCCGCUUUGAGCAGCUUUGGCAAGAAUGCGAUAAUGGAGCACCCUCAGGCAAUAAUGGAACCUCCAAGUAAAGUAGUUGAGAAACCUAGUCUACAGACUUUCUUAUCUGAGAAAGGUAUUCUUGGAAGCUUCUUUGUGACGGGGGAGAUUUUCUUCAUCAUAAGGCCUCUUAUUUAUGUACUAUUGAUGAGGAAAUAUGGGACACGGUCGUGGUUUCCCUGGUGCAUUUCACUGGCUUUGGACCUAAUUGGGAAUAGCAUUCUCUCAGUUACAUUGAUGUCUCAAAAUAGCGGGAACAACCAUCGACUUCAGUUUUCUGACUCUGAGAAAGAUGAGUUAAAAAGGCGAAGAAUGUUAUGGGCAUUGUACCUCAUGCGAGAUCCAUUUUUUACCAAGUAUACCAGGCAAAGACUUGAAAGCACUCAAAGGCUAGUGCAACCUAUUCCCAUUCUUGGAUUUGUUGCAGAAAAAUUAAUUGAAAUUCUUAUUGGAGUCCAGACGCGUUACACAUACAUAUCUGGUUCAUAACAGGGAAGCUAUGAGGAGAAACUUGUGUAAUUUGUAGGCUCAUCUACAUUAAUAUUUGCAAUCAAUCUCUUUAUUCCUUUUCUUGA